Messenger RNA from Letharia lupina, 408 nucleotides. RefSeq lists its product as uncharacterized. The record is from RefSeq and is a predicted model, not a curated record. Bases 1 to 408 code for a protein of 135 amino acids. The transcript has 2 exons. NCBI's taxonomy places the organism in Eukaryota, Fungi, Ascomycota, Lecanoromycetes, Lecanorales, Parmeliaceae.
AUGAGCCUACCAACCGACCUUGCUUACAGGAAACGUGAUAUCGUCUCUUUAAAGAGCACUCAUCAUCCUUUAUCACGUUCGAAGUCCUCAGAGCUUGCAGCUAUGGCGAACAAUCCCUCUCUGAGUGAGAAAAGGGCUAUGACUAAGGAGGAGCGUUUUCCCGAGCUAUUCGUCAAUACCAACAUCGACCGGCGCAUAUGCCGGAGAGUGGUCCCGCUUAAGGUUAUUGUUGUUGGCAUGCCACGGACUGGAACCCAAUCAAUACGCGUUGCCCUCAAGCAGCCCGGUUUCAAUGAUACAUACCAUAUGGACUGCCUCUUCGAAAAUCCUCCAGACAUCGACCUCUGGCGUCAAGCCUUCCUCGCCAAGUUCAAAAGCCAGGGCGAACCUUUCGGGAAAGAGCAAUGA